GGGUUUGUGCAUUGCACUAAACACUAGUUUAUUGAUAGAUUCGGGGGAUAAUUUAGAGGACACUGUAGUGGAGCAGAGGAUUUGGGGUGCCCGCAUUGAAAUUGAACACAGAGAGAGAGAGAGAGAGAGGGGGGGGAAAAUGGAGGGGGAGGUUGGGUUUUUAGGGUUGGGAAUAAUGGGCAAGGCCAUGUCUAUGAACUUGCUUCGCCAUGGCUUUAAGGUCACUGUGUGGAACCGCACUCUUUCUAGGUGUGAUGAGCUGGUGGAGCAUGGGGCAUCAGUGGCAGAAACCCCUGCAGCAGUAGUCAAGAAGUGCAAGUACACAAUUGCGAUGUUGUCUGAUCCUUCUGCAGCUCUUUCGGUUGUUUUCGACAAAGACGGCGCUCUGGAGCAAAUUUGCCCUGGAAAAGGGUACAUUGACAUGUCAACUGUCGACUCUGACACUUCUACGAAAAUUAGUGAGGCAAUUACAUCAAAGGGUGGUUAUUUCCUUGAAGCUCCAGUUUCAGGUAGCAAAAAGCCUGCUGAAGAUGGUCAACUAGUAAUCCUCGCUGCAGGAGAGAAGACCUUGUACGAGGAAGCACUUCCUGCUUUCGAUGUCAUGGGGAAGAAAUCUUUUUUCUUGGGGAAGGUCGGAAAUGGAGCAAAAAUGAAACUUGUGGUCAACAUGAUUAUGGGGAGUAUGAUGAAUGCAUUUUCUGAAGGACUCAUACUGGCUGACAAAAGUGGACUUAGCUCCCAAACUCUUCUUGAUGUGUUGGAUCUGGGUGCAAUUUCGAACCCCAUGUUCAAAAUGAAAGGACCUACUAUGAUCCAGAAGAAUUACUCGCCUGCAUUUCCUCUGAAACAUCAGCAGAAGGAUAUGAGAUUGGCUCUUGCUCUUGGUGAUGAAAACUCAGUGUCAAUGCCAGUGGCAGCUGCUUCCAAUGAGGCAUUCAAGAAAGCCAGAAGCAUGGGUUUGGGAGAUCUCGAUUUUUCAGCUGUGUUUGAGGCUGUGAAGUUUCCUGAAGGUUCAUCCUGAUAUGAAUGCAUUCACACGAGCCCUGAAGUACAUUGGCUGCGAUAGGAAACUCUUCGACUGCUAUGGAUCAAAACGGAAAAAUUUGACGCAGUACUUCAUUAGUGAUGUCAUUCAGAUUGUCUAAUUAAGUGAAUUUCAUUUUCCGAAAUCCCGUUAGGGCGUCGUCGUGAACUUGUGAAGGUGACAAUACAGUGAAGAAAGGUGAUAAGAAGCAAGAAGGUGUGGACAUGCUUUUUUCCCUUUA
Molecule: messenger RNA, 1265 nt
Organism: Rhododendron vialii
Lineage: Eukaryota; Viridiplantae; Streptophyta; Magnoliopsida; Ericales; Ericaceae
Product: glyoxylate/succinic semialdehyde reductase 1
Exons: 8
Coding region: 140-1021 (293 amino acids)
Cellular component (GO): cytosol
Molecular function (GO): NADP binding; 3-hydroxybutyrate dehydrogenase activity; NAD binding
Source: RefSeq, a predicted model, not a curated record